UAUGAAUUGGAUAAUUCUCUUAUUAAAUAGAAUAUACCAUACACCUUUAUUACUAUCCAUUUAUAGAGUAGUUAAGUGUAUUGUGCGCUUAUCCACAGGCACAACAGAACUCUAUCGUCUAUGUAACGCUACUAUCAUAACACAACAACAGCUUGAAAACGAAGGCACAGACGAAAAACUCGACGUACAAGAUAUACGCGUGCCAAGCAAUAUUAUCUGCCGCAUUGAUCAGUCUAUUUAUUAUUCCAAGCAACUUCAACAGGAGAAAUAUCAGCUUGGAAUUACUGAUUGUUCUGUGGAGAGCAUUUUAGAGAGAAUAGUGUACAAGAAAGCGUUUCCUUCAACAAGAGUACCAGCUGCUUAUGUACUCAAAUACAGUUUAAUUCAGAUCUACCAAUCGAAUCAAGUCUUGAGUACUGUAGAACAGCAUGUCCGAACAAGAUAUGAUCCAGACAACAAAGCCCAUGAGGCACAACUACUUUUGUUGUGGUCAAAGAUGAAACCUGAUACUCCAGUCGAAAGAAAAUCUAAACAAUGGGUAGAGAUUGGUUUUCAGGGCAGUGAUCCAGCCACGGAUUUUAGAGGCAUGGGCAUCCAAGGUUUGAAUGACCUUGUUUAUUUUGUAGAACACUAUCCGACACAUGCACACUCUGUACUACAACAUGCUUCACACCCUACUUACUGGUACCCUUAUGCUAUUGUGGGUAUCAAUAUCACUAAAUUCGCUUAUCAAUUACUGGAGUCUAAACAGCUACAAUCGUACCUUUAUCAAUACGGUACCACGUUGGAUAUAUUUCAAGAGUUUUAUUGUUACUUGUUUUACCACUUCAAUCAAUUCUGGAUAUCACAUGAACCAAAACCGACAGUCAUGGAUUUUGAAGCCAAAUUCAUUGAAUUCAAGGCACAUAUUACGAAGGAUUUGAUGCAGAAAAAAGUCAUGCCUUUUGCUAGUUUUAUUCAUAAUUAAAAUGUUGAUGUAUAAUACAAGUGUAUUUUUUUUAGGAGAGAGAGAGAGAAAGAAAAAAAAAGAGGUCUUAAGAAUAUGUCGAGUAAAUAAAUGGGUUCAUAAAUUGUGAAUAUAUAUAUAUAUAUAUAUAUAAUAGUAAAGGUAAAUGCAGAAUGAUCAUAAUGCAAGCUUAAAUGUUAGUAAUAAUUGUUGGACAUCACAUCACUUGAGUUUGCA
Gilbertella persicaria is the source of this 1183-nucleotide messenger RNA. RefSeq names its product ELMO/CED-12 family-domain-containing protein. The record is from RefSeq and is a predicted model, not a curated record. NCBI's taxonomy places the organism in Eukaryota, Fungi, Mucoromycota, Mucoromycetes, Mucorales, Choanephoraceae. The transcript has 2 exons. Gene Ontology annotation, molecular function: GTPase activator activity. The annotation marks the transcript as partial.